CGCGGACUUCUUUUGAACGCUCUGGAUGGUGUUACAAAUAUCUGUCAUCAGUCACGACUGCACGACAAUUGGUCUAAACUUGUAACUCACGCAGGUACAGGCUCCUGCUGCCAGCCAGUCCUUCCGGAUGUCCAAGUACAAAGUCUUUGUGAUGAGGCAUGGAGAAGGGGCCUGGACCAAAGAGAACCGCUUCUGCAGCUGGGUGGACCAGAGGCUGAGUGAGGAUGGGGUAAAGGAGGCCCUGGCGUGCGGUCACCUCCUAAGAGAUGCUGGCUACCACUUGGAUGUGGUCUUCACAUCCCUGCUCAGCCGCUCCAUCCACACAGCCUGGCUGCUGCUAGAGGCCAUGGGGCAGGAGUGGGUCCCAGUGGUGAAAUCGUGGAGGCUGAAUGAGCGCCAUUAUGGUGCUCUGAUCGGACUCAACCGCGCCGAGAUGGCCCUAAACCACGGCGAGGAGCAGGUGAAACAGUGGAGGAGGAGUUACGACCUCACGCCGCCGCCUAUCGACAAAUCACACCCUUACUUUCUGGAGAUCUACAACGACCGGCGGUAUUCUACUUGCGAUGUUUCUAAAGAGGAUCUCCCUAAGUCGGAGAGCCUGAAGGAUGUCUUAGAGAGGCUCCAGCCAUACUGGGAUGGCACCAUUGUGCCGGAGAUCAAACAGGGGAAAUCGGUGCUCAUCUCUGGGCAUGGGAAUAGCUGCAGGGCACUGCUGAAACACUUACAAGGUAUAUCAGAUGCUGAUAUCGUCAACGUGACGUUACCCACAGGAACGCCUAUUCUGAUUGAGCUGGAUGAGAACUUCCGGCCCACCAAACCCAUGCAGCUCCUGGGAGACCAGGAAGCCAUCCAGGCAGCCAUCAGGAAGGUGGAGGAUCAGGGGAAGGUUAAACAAACAGCCUGAUUGGCCUGAAUCUAGUCAACUGAAUUAUAUUCAUUAUAGAUACUAGUGGCUUCUAGAAUCUAGUCAACUGGUUGUAAGACUAAUAUACGAAUUUGCCCAGGCCUGGGCUAGCACUUAUUUGGUUGCCUGUUAUGCACCAUUAAUCAGAUUCACUCAAAGCUGAAUUCUUGGAUUUAAUUCAAUCAAUAUUAAGUACAUGCUAUUGUAGCCAGUAAGUCUCAUAGUGAAUUGACCGUAUACAUAAUCGUGGUAUGGCCUUAACCCAGGCUACCCUAUUGGGUGCAACAAGGAAACAAAAUAAUAUUGUUCAUACAGAAAUAAGUGGUGUCCUGAAGGGAGUUACAUUAACAGGCAUAUUUAUCAUUAACAAGCAUAUUUGGUAAUAGGCUGACUAAGCGUGUAUUGAGGCAUUUUGACAUUAAAGGAAUAGCAGCCUGUAAAACCAUCAAAUGUUCCUUAAAAAAAAAAAAAAAAAAAACUUUUUCAAACCUCUUUCACGUGCCUUCACUGCCAUUAUUCUCAAUUUCUGUAGGACUUUGCGAUGCAAUUUUGUUAGUUCUUACAAGUGAAUUAUGACUGUGACAGAAUACAGAAUCUAGCAGUAAAAUAUGAGCCAGCACUAACAGGUACAAAUGACGUUAUUUAUCAAGAAACUUUAAAAGCACUUCAUAACAAGUAUUACCUCAUUGAGACUGACAGCCAGGCUAUUCAUUCCAAGACAGGUCGGUGAUUGUGUGAUCAAAGCUUCUUUUAGUACAGUAAUGCUGUAAAUGUGUUGUUGAAAAAGAUAGGUCAAACUUGAUAAGAACAUGUCCGCUCAUACGCUACAUGCUAGUUUAAGAGAAGUUCGGAUGAAAUAACUGUAGUGCUCAUGCGGUUAAUCCUAAAAUACCUACGUUGACAUGCUGAUUUAUGACUUGCUGUAUAUUGCCGUAUAAUUUGACACAAAAGCUUCUCUUGUUUCAAUUUGUGACCCACCACCUGGAUUCGGUUCUAUGCAGCAAAAUCAGAUUUGUAAAAAAAAAAAAUUAUUUUUUAUUUUUUACAUUGCAUGAAAGUAGAGACUCAGAGCUAGAAAAUGGUAUUUGAUACACUGCAGUUGAGGAACAAUGGAAAAUGUAUUCUGCUUUGAAUGUUGAUGAACUUAUUUUUGAGAAAAUUGCUAUUAAUGUUUUGGUACACCUACUGGAGAGGUCUUCUUUGUCUACACCCAUUCAACAUGGUUCACACCCUCUUAAGUCUCACCCAUCUCUUUAAGGAUUCACAUGUGAGCCCAUGUGCUAAACAGAGGGAGUAGUGUAGUAAACAACUAAAGAUUUCAAGGCUAAAAGGGGUAAAAGUAGUAGCCUACAAUAAGGAAAAACUCCAGGUAAAAAUAUACUUUAUCUAGUCCUAUAUCCUAAUAUGACAUUGUUGCAGGUCAUGUUGUUCAACACAUUAGUAUCUCUGGUAAACGCACACUAUAUCAAAUAAAAUCUAUGUUUAUUUAAGGUGUAAACGGUACAGUGAAAUGGUUACUUGCGUAGUAGUAAUAUAAAAACAGAAAGAGUCCAGAUAAAAAAUAUUUGUUCAAUAUUUUAUAGUUAUUAGAUGACGCUUACCCAGACAAACCUGUCCAUAUUGAUGGGUCAUGUGUAACCACCCCACGGCCACAUCUAGCUAAGUGGAUGGGUCACUAUUGUCUAGACAUGUACACUUGUUCAUGAAAUACAAAAGAUGUCUGUAAUCAACCCCGGUCACACCUGGCUAACUCGAUGUAAUCAUCUGGCAAAGUUGAGUCUUUUUGUUUAGACCUGUAGCUAGCUAAACAAUGAGCCGGCAUAAUCCCAACUCCAACUACAAUCAAUAGAAACAUUGUCAUAGCUGUAGUAUGAAUCUGCAGGUAGCUGUGGUGGUAAAGCUAAAGCUAACCAACUAGGUUCAAUGUUAGCUAGGUAACAUUAGGCUAUAACUAGCAACGCAAAUGGAUUUCUGAUUUGAAUACAUUUAAUUUUUGAAUGGCAACAAUAAUAACAAUAUUACACAUCAAUACAGGGACAUUCCUGUGAAUACAAUGAAAGAAAUGAUAUAAUACAACACCAGGCGAACCCCCCCCCCCCCCAAAAAAUAGAAUAAUUCAGGACAUUAUUAAUGUGACAAGGCAAUGAGACAUUAACAGCCAUUCAGAGACAUGACUUUUUCAGAGAUAUAUGAAUUUUUCCAACUUUUUAAGUUUCACAAGUUUGAUAGAUUUAUAAAAUUGUAACAGGUCAAUGAAAAAAAACUACAAAAUAAGGAAUCGCCCCAUUUUACAUUUGUGAAUUGUGCUUGAAUAUAAUUUUCCAGAAAAAUAACAUUACCUGGUGAAACUUAGACAAUUUCCCAGGUAAUUUUGGAGGGUCAAAAUCACAUUUCUUUAGGAAUUCAAGUCCACCAAGUUUAUUAAACAGACUGUUAGGGAUAUGAUACCACAUAGAAGUAGGAUUAGACAGACAUGAUAUCAACAUAACGACUCAAAAUCAAUAGCCUGUAAAUCUCCACGAUCAUAGUCUUACUAAUUGUUAUUUCUGAAUAUUCCUCCAAACAAAUCUUAAUAUAACAGAAUUUACUUUUUUUAUGUUAUUAGAAGAAAGAGAAAGGGACUGACUUGGGUAAAUGGUUCUAGAUAAACCAUCUGUCUCGGACAAAAGAAUACGACCCAAAAUUGAGAUAUCACAUUGCUGCCACUGACUUAAUGAAACUCUCAUGGAAUUAAUCAUAUUAUCGAUGUUUAAAGAUUCUCUAUCUGAAACGUUUUUAGUGAUAACAAUUCCUAAAUAUUUAACUUCCUUUCUAACAGGUAUGGAGGCAAUGUUGACGAAGGCAAUGUUGACGGAGUCACAGCAAAGAAUUGUCAUGAGAUCACAUUUGUUAAGGUUGAGAGUCAACCCAGGGGCCAUAGAACAUUUCUUGAUUCUGUCAAUAGCCAAGGGAAUAGACGCUCUAUCCUUUAGGAAAAGGGCCGUAUCAUCUGCAAAUUGACUGAUAUUUAUAUCUUUACCAAAAAUACGGAUCCAUUUUAAAUUCUCAGAUUUGUUAAGAAAUAUGGCUAGUAAAUCUGUGGCUAAAAUAAAUAAGAGGGGAGAUUGGACAACCCUAUCUAAAUCCUCUAGCAAUAGAGAAACAAGGGGAUGUACCAUUACUAAUAGCCACCGAACUGCUAAUAUCAUUAUACAGUACAUCAUCCUUAUCACUUAUCACACCUUAUCACAGAAAUCCACCCAAAAGUAGAGAGUUCUAAAUUAAAAGUUGGGUUCUAAAGUGUCAAAAGCCUUAAAAAAAAAAUCUGAAAACAUUAUAAAUCCACCUUCUAUGAACACUGUAAUCUAAAAUACCACUCGUAUAUGGUUAUGGAUACUGCUUCCUUUUAAUGAAGGCUGAUUGAGUUUCACUGAUUAUAUCAUCAAGGCCUUUUUCCAGCCUAUUGGCAUAGACAUGGGCUAGUAACUUGUAGUCAGUUGCCAACAACGUGAUUGGUCUCCAAUUGUCCAGGUAAAGAGAGUCCUUCUUUGGGUUUGGGUAUAACAACUAUUAUUCCCUGUUUUCUAAAAGAAGGUGGUAAGAUAGCAUAAGCAAUUCCCUCUUUGUAGUCCGAAAGCAAUAACUCUCUAAUAUCAGGCCAAAAAUGUUGAUAGAAUUCAGGAGUCAUGCCAUCCGGUCCAGGAGAUUUACCUAUAGCCAUUUGUUUAAUGGCUUAGUCCAACUAAGUAAUAUCUAUAUCAGAAUCACAGAGUUUCUUAAACCUUUCUUCUAUAGGGUUAACCGAGUUAUUAACUGAAUCAAAAAAGGAAUUCAAAUCGCCUUCUGAAAGAUGAGAUUGAUAUAGUGAACUGUAGAAAGAGUAUUUUCUUAUUAAUCACUUCAAGAUCAUCAGAUAUAGUGUCAUUUACAGUGGGGCAAAAAAGUAUUUAGUCAGCCACCAAUUGUGCAAGUUCUCUCACUUAAAAAGACGAGAGAGGCCUGUAAUUUUCAUCAUAGGUACACUUCAACUAUGACAGACAAAAUGAGGAGAAAAAAAUCCAGAAAAUCACAUUGUAGGAUUUUUAAUGAAUUUAUUUGCAAAUUAUGGUGGAAAAUAAGUUUUUGGUCACCUACAAACAAGCAAGAUUUCUGGCUCUCACAGACCUGUAACUUCUUCUUUAAGAGGCUCCUCUGUCCUCCACUCGUUACCUGUAUUAAUGGCACCUGUUUGAACUUGUUAUCAGUAUAAAAGACACAUGUCCACAACCUCAAACAGUCACACUCCAAACUCCACUAUGGCCAAGACCAAAGAGCCGUCAAAGGACACCAGAAACAAAAUUAUAGACCUGCACCAGGCUGGGAAGACUGAAUCUGCAAUAGGUAAGCAGCUUGGUUUGAAGAAAUCAACUGUGGGAGCAAUUAUUAGGAAAUGGAAGACAUACAAGACCACUGAUAAUCUCCCUCGAUCUGGGGCUCCAUGCAAGAUCUCACCCCGUGGGGUCAAAAUGAUCACAAGAACGGUGAGCAAAAAUCCCAGAACCACACGGGGGGACCUAGUGAAUGACCUUCAGAGAGCUGGGACCAAAGUAACAAAGCCUACCAUCAGUAACACACUACGCCGCCAGGGACUCAAAUCCUGCAGUGCCAGACGUGUCCCCCUGCUUAAGCCAGUACAUGUCCAGGCCCGUCUGAAGUUUGCUAGAGAGCAUUUGGAUGAUCCAGAAGAAGAUUGGGAGAAUGUCAUAUGGUCAGAUGAAACCAAAAUAUAACUUUUUGGUAAAAACUCAACUUGUCGUGUUUGGAGGACAAAGAAUGCUGAGUUGCAUCCAAAGAACACCAUACCUACUGUGAAGCAUGGGGGUGGAAACAUCAUGCUUUGGGGCUGUUUUUCUGCAAAGGGACCAGGACGACUGAUCCGUGUAAAGGAAAGAAUGAAUGGGGCCAUGUAUCAUGAGAUUUUGAGUGAAAACCUCCUUCCAUCAGCAAGGGCAUUGAAGAUGAAACGUGGCUGGGUCUUUCAGCAUGACAAUGAUCCCAAACACACCGCCCGGGCAAUGAAGGAGUGGCUUCAUAAGAAGCAUUUCAAGGUCCUGGAGUGGCCUAGCCAGUCUCCAGAUCUCAACCCCAUUGAAAAUCUUUGGAGGGAGUUGAAAGUUUGUGUUGCCCAGCAACAGCCCCAAAACAUCACUGCUCUAGAGGAGAUCUGCAUGGAGGAAUGGGCCAAAAUACCAGCAACAGUGUGUGAAAACCUUGUGAAGACUUACAGAAACUGUUUGACCUCUGUCAUUGCCAACAAAGUGUAUUUAACAAAGUAUUGAGAUAAACUUUUGUUAUUGACCAAAUACUUGAUUUUCCACCAUAAUUUGCUAAUAAAUUCAUUAAAAAUCCUACAAUGUGAUUUUCUGGAUUUUUUUUCUUCUCAUUUUGUCUGUCAUAGUUGACGUGUACCUAUGAUGAAAAUUACAGGCCUCUCUCAUCUUUUUAAGUGGGAGAACUUGCACAAUUGGUGGCUGACUAAAUACUUUUUUUGCCCCACUGUACAUAGAUGGAUGUAAUACUAUUCCUAGUCUGCCUACUCUUCUCCAAAUGAAAGAAAUAAGUGAAAUGUUUUUUCAACUUUUUUAAUCCAUUUGGCCUUUGAACAGAUGAAGGCCCCCUGUUCCUUUUUCAUCUUCAUUUAAAUCUAGUUUAUUGCUCAGCCUGUUAAUAUCAACAUCUGCUUGGAGAAUCUUUUCUGAGCUAGCAUUUUACCAGUAGUGAUGGCAAGACAUUGAAUUCUGAAUUGAAUCAUUUCCCAUUUGUUCGUAGAAGAAAGAGCAGGAUCGAGACAGGUCUCUCUGGUAAGAGCUUUAGGCUGUAAACCAAAUGACUCAUUCUUUAAAAGAAAAGAGUUACAUUUCCAGUAUGCUUUCGAAAAUCUCUUGUCAUUAUCAAACUAAAAGGAAAGAAUAAUGGAACAAUGGUCUGUCAGAGGAAAUAGCUGAGGAAAUACUACAUUCACUGACAAGAUUCAUAAUAUUGGAAGAGGCCAACCAAUGAUCAAUUCUAGAUUUUAAUUGUCUGUCGCUAGUUGUAGAGUUGAACCAAGAAAAUUGUUUUAAAGUUGGAUUCGGUGAACGCCAAAUGUCGGAAAGUUGAAAGUUGGAGCAGAAAUUUAGAAUUGAGUUAAUAAAACAAUGGGCUGAAUGCCUGGUGGGAUACCUAUCCAUCCAGUCAUGAGGAGCAACAUUUGAAUCCCCUCCAGCAAUAAUGUUAUCUGUAGAAUAUUUGUUUUUCAAUUCAAUUAAGACUUCACUAAUAGAUGUUAGAAGAAUAUCGUUUUUUGACUGUAUGUUAUAACCAUAAAUAUUUACCAAUAUGUAACAUGACCCUUUUAUAUUCGAAAACAAUAGUUAUCCAGUGACCCUCAGCAUCACACCUGCUUUCUUAAACUGUACCAGGAAACCGUCUGAAAAGUAUUCCCACACCAGCAGAAUGAGAUGAGCCAUAGCUAAAAAUUAUCUUGUCACCCCAUUGUGAAGUCCAACAUUUUUAAGUCAGCAUCUGAGGAAUGUGUCUCUUGAAAUAAAAAACAAUUGGACUUUAAUGAAUCUUUACAAAAACAAAAAUUCAAUGCGUUUUAAAUUGGUACAGAAAACCCCUGGAGUUCAAGAGUAAAAAGCAAAGAAAUGUUGAAGAGCAGAGUAUCCGAGAUAGAGUUGUCUAGAAUAAACAGGGACCCUGAAUAUGACGGCAGCAUAAGCCCUUCAAAAAUGUACUUGACGAACAGUAACGACCAUAAAAGGAAAAUAAAUGGAUAGACCGUGUAAUAACACAUAUUAUAUUAAUAGUUUAGAUCUUCAAUGGAACUCUUAAACUUAAAAUAAAAACAUCUCUGACAGCUAAUCAACCCAUAUGAAAAAUAAAUGGAGAUUUACUUACAUAUUAUCAAUCUUGAAACAAAACGAAAUGAAUAAUAGAUAACUGAUAUCUUAGUAUGCCAUCAAAUGAGAAUCAAAAAUCAGUGUGCUUACGUUGGUUAAUGUUCACAUUCAAAACUCGCCACUACGGACAGUAUGGCCCUAUGCAAUAUCACCUAUAUGUGGUGUUCAGAUAAACGAUUGCAUGAAUAAACCAGUUGAAACGGUAUAUGGCUUCAUUAGUAUAAGCAGGCCAACUCAUGAAGCAUAAAUCAGUCAGGCACGUGGCUCCACCCUGCGGUCGUCAAUGACAGCAAACCCCUCGCGAAAGGAGGCUUUUUUUCUCCCUGCGUCUUGCCUCAUCGACCUGUGGCCACAGCUUCGCAUGGGCAUCCCUGUCGCGCUUGCUGAAAUCUUCUGCAAAGCGAAUGCCUUUCUCCCUGUAGAUCGGCGCAAGUUUGGCACCUCUCCACACCUCGUCUCUCACGUUCCUCAACGCAAACAUCAUGAUGACCUGUCUGUGUCUGUUCAUCUCCUUUCUCUUAUCUCCGAGACGGUGUACAACAUCUACAGCGAUGUUCAUAGCAGGGGAAUAUGAAACAACUUUCCCAAUAAUGUCAAUCACAAUCCCUCUGAUAUUCUCACCAUCAGUUUCAGGUAGGCUAUUCAGUCUCAGCCCCCAUCGGCGCUUGUAUCGGUCCUGUUCAUCACUGGCUGUGCGCAGCUCCUCGUUUUCUUUUGUCAGGGCAUCAACUUUAUUUUUCAACAGUUUCACAUCCGUGGUAAUAUUCUUAAUGCCUGCUGCAUUAAACUCUGUAGUUUUGUGGGGUUUCGAAGGGGUUAUUUGGACACCUGUACCGAAGACUAAUUCCUCCGACCUCGAUACCGUUACUUCUGGGAGAGUGUCAAAAUCUUCCAUAGAUUUUUUUGCUAACUUCCAUCUCAGCUAAUGUUACUAGCUAGCUAGUCUUGGCUGAACUUGCUUGAAGUAUAACAAAGUGGAAAAGCGAUGUUCGAUAAACCCCCAAAAAAGACAGCAAAAAUUUAGAGCAUCAAUGUUAUUGAGAAAUGUAGCAAAACUUUUGUAGUUCUCGAUUGAUAAUGUUGUCUUACACAGCGGUGGAAAGGACUAUCAAGACAUACUGAGCAGCUCACGUUAUAGACAGAAGCAUGCUACAUGGCAGACCAAUCCAAACUCAUCUCCCGGCAUGUCCAGCCCAUCCAUUAUCUCAGCCAGUGUUACCUUAAAAGUAAAAGUAUUCUUAACAUAGUUUAGGUUAUGUGAACACCACUGCAUUUUCAAUUGAAUACAGUGCUACUAAAGAUGUUUAAGAUUUGUACAUUAUUGGGAUACUAGUAUUCAGGGCCGGUCCUGGCCGUUCUGCAGCCCUAGGCGGAAAAAAAAUGGCUGCCAUUACAAGAAUAAUCCCAGUAAGCAAAAUGAAGUUGAAAAAACGUCUAAAAUAAGUAUUUUUCCAGAUGUUGAAGUUGGGUUCAAUUUAAGCUAAGUUUAAAAUAGGUAUUUUCCGGUCGUUGAAAAUAGGUAUUUUCUGGAUGUUUAAAUCAGGUAAAUUUUUUGGUUCUGAAUGAAAGUUGAAAAUAUGUAAUUUAUAGACGUCUAUGUUUGGGCCAAAUCAAGGCUGGUCCAGACCGGAAAAAAAUCGGAACCAAACAUAGACCAAAAAAAUCCACUUUUACAUUAUGCGGCAUAGGUCAGUGACAGAAAAAUCUAAUUUCAAUACAUUUCAAAUUCAGGCUGUAACUCAACAAAAUGUGGAAAAAUUCAAGGGGUGUGAAUACUUUCUGAAGGCACAUUGUUUGUGGGGCAUUACUGUGGUGUUUUUUUCCCCCCAGGGAAGAUACAUGUAUGUUACUUUGUUUGUGUGUCUCAUUUUGUAUUGUACGUCUGUCUGUCUAAUAUUUUUGUUACGCUCGCCAUCUGUGUCAUAAUAACCAUCAUCUUUGGUGUUGUGGUCAUUAGGGAAAUGACUAAUAUUAUUAGUUAAUCCCUAAAACCGUAAAUGUGUAAAUAUAUUGACACUACAAAAUACUGUAGUCAUGUCCUGUAAUGUAUUAUCCCCACGGUUAUACUAAAUGUGCAAUGAUGACAUUAAGUAUUAAACUUAGUUUGAAAACUUG
This is a messenger RNA of Salvelinus fontinalis (brook trout), 9921 nucleotides long. Its product is annotated as bisphosphoglycerate mutase-like. Gene Ontology annotation, molecular function: intramolecular phosphotransferase activity. Gene Ontology annotation, biological process: glycolytic process. Bases 128 to 904 code for a protein of 258 amino acids. Lineage: Eukaryota; Metazoa; Chordata; Actinopteri; Salmoniformes; Salmonidae. The transcript has 3 exons. The record is from RefSeq and is a predicted model, not a curated record.